AUAUUUUUUUCAUUCAGAAUAAAUUAUGGAAAUUGCUGGGAAAUCCAACUGAAAACCGUUUCCGCUUGUUACCGAUAUAUUACAAGUUUUGACGUAAUCUAAAGUUGCGCAAGGGGUACCAGAAAACCUAUUUUCAUUUUCGGAAAACAGUGAUUACUCAUAGUAAAUCCAGAUGUCAUAACACCCACGUUUUACGAAAGGAUUAUCAUGCAAAAGGACUAAUGCAGUUAUCAGAAUGACACCUUUGCUACCACUUCUAUUCAUUGUUGCUGCAACGACGGUUCUAGCAGACGACAGUUGCCCGGGACUACCGAUUUGUUUCUGCAACAAGGACAAGACGUCUGUUAACUGCGAGGGAAAACAUUUGACAUCUAUACCGAAAAAUAUUCCACCAUCGGUCGUAAAACUCUACCUUGGCUAUAACCAACUAACGAAUAUCAGUACAGGAGCAUUUGCCUCGUUUCCAAAAUUAGAACGUCUGCAGCUCGAGCGGAACAAGAUCAAUGUUAUUCAACCGCACGCAUUUCGGAACCUUUCAAAUCUGGAUCAGUUGGACCUACGAGAAAACAAGCUUAUUACUGUUGGCGAAAACGCGUUUUCAGACAUGAGAAGUCUGAAGAUUUUGUAUCUUAUUACGAACCCCAUCCAAAAAAUCAACGAGUUAGCUUUUGUUGGAACAGAAUCUCUGGAAAGUCUUUAUCUUCAGUCUAACGCUUUGACAGAGAUACCGCCAUUAGGGAACAUGACAAAUCUAAAGAAACUAAUUUUGGAAGGGAAUGACAUCAUUAAUGCCACUUUUCCUGCUUGUUUUAGAACUAUCAAAAAGCAGUUGUCCAUUGGCUUAAGUAACAACAAUAUCAAAAUUCUAAGCAAUGACACGUUCGAAGCAUUACGCAAUAAGUCUGUAUCUAGCCUAUAUUUGUCAAGAAAUGCACUAGAAAGAAUUGACCCUGGAACAUUUUUACCUCUUGGUUCAAUAACGUCCCUGAAACUUGGAUCCAAUCCGUUAAAUGCACAGGCGCUGCGGACGGCAAUUGAAAGCUUGAAAGGAAAGAAUAUGGUUUCCCUCGACAUAUCAGGUAUUCAGCUGAAUGGUGUACUUCUCGAAAAUACAUUUGAACUUUUGAAGAAUACUUCAAUAACUACCUUAAAUAUGCGGUCAAAUAAAAUCUCAACAUUACCAAACAAGGUGUUUUCUGGGCUUAAUCAGCUUCUGCAUCUGGACCUCACCAGUUGUCAGAUUGAGCGGACAUCCCCAGCGUCUUUCGAAGGAUUGGAUAAACUGACCAUACUUAUACUGAACAGAAACAAACUGAUAAACGUGCCGAAGAAUCUACCAACCUCCCUUAUCUAUCUUUAUCUGGAUAGUAAUGAAAUCACAGCAAUUGGUGACAAAUCAUUCAUUAACAUGGCUUAUCUGCAGGAACUGCGCAUUCGCUACAACAAGAUUCAAACCUUGGAAGAAGAUUCAUUUCUGGGUCUCCUGCAACUUAACAAAUUGUCUCUGUACAAUAAUUUCAUUGCAACCUUGCCAGGUAAAGUGUUUGAUCCGCUUGUACGGUUGAUAUCACUAGACCUGGAGAACAACAACUUGGCGUCUAUUCAGAACUCCAAAGGAAGAUUUUCAUCAUUUGGGUCGCUCGUCUAUUUGAAUCUAGCCAACAACAAGAUGACUUACAUACAGCCGGACAUCUUCCAGUAUACACUUUCCAUGAAGUAUCUGCAUUUGGAAAAUAACUUACUAGGAGACCUGCUCUCUGGCGACUUCGGGGGCGGAUUGUUUAAGGGACUAGUAAAACUUGAGGAACUGAAUUUAAUGAAUAACAGACUCGUCGCCAUUCCUGACCCUUCGUUCCAAGACCUUACUUCGCUUGUAUUUCUAAAUCUUACAAACAAUAAAAUCACCGGAUGGGGCUCGAAUCUCUUCAAAGCAACUCAGAACCUCCAAGUGCUAGAUCUGACAAACAACCUCGUUGCCACACUGAAGAAAGAAAAUCUCCAGGAUUUCACCGCUAUGAAAAGUUUGAAUCUCACCGGAAACCCCUUUGCCUGUAACUGUGACUUACGCUGGUUCCGUGAUUGGAUGAAUAAAACAAGUAUCGUGCUGGCAAACAAUGCAUCUUACCGGUGUAAUGGACCACAUGACUGGGCGGGAAAGGCAUUGCUUUCAUUCGACAAGACUAAAAUCAACUGCUUCUUUAUAAAAUGGUGGUACAUUCUGAUAGCUAGUGCGAUUGCAGUUGUGAUUGUUAUAAUCAUAUCGGGAUUUACUUACCGUAAACGUUGGCGGGUCAAACUAUUUUUCUACAAAAUGACACGAAGAAGGAAGACCCGGAAAUUCGGUGCUGCAGACGGACGUGGUAAUUACGGCGCCAUUGACGCGGAGGAUGGCGGGGGAAUAUUUGACGCCUACAUCUCGUGCGCAGAGGAAGACAAAAACUGGGUAUUGACAAGCCUGCUGCCGGGUGUUGAUCGAGGACAGAUAGACGAGGACCGCCCGUUUGGGGGACAAUUUUCUCUCUAUUUUGAAGAGAGGGAUUCGGCGCCAGGUCGUUCAGUGGCCGGAAACAUCUUUGAGAAUAUGGUCAUCAGUCGCAAGGUAAUCGUUAUCCUGAGCAGCAACUAUCUGCAGAGCCCAAUGCACAUGUUUGAAUAUGAUCUGGCUGCAGAAAGGAUGUAUGAUCGUAAACUUGAAGAAAUCAUUGUAGUCCAUAUUGAAAAGGGUCUUCCUGAAAGGAUUCCAAAGCGGAUCGCCCAUACUAUGAGAAGGAAUAAAGUUGUAGAAUGGAGCGAUGAUCCCGAUGCGAAGGAGCAUUUUAAGAAUCAAAUUAAUGAUAUUCUUGGAAGGAAGGCCGUGGCCGCGGAUUACGAGGCAGAAUAGAGAAAACGGGCAAUAUAUUAUACACCUUAACAUCUUGCACCAUAGAAGAGGAAAAGUGCAUCGAGAUUUCUUAGAACUGGUUUUGGGACUAUUUGGUUCAGUAGUUAAACACUCGCUAUAGAAACAAUUUAAGACUAUACACAACGAUUACUUCCCCAAACGGUACAGUAUCUUAAAAGAAAAGAGUGGGGAGAAUUGACAAAAAUACAUUUUUUCUAUUAACAAAAUCUCGCAAAUUGAUAUCCAAGAUACUACCAUUAAUUUUGACUUUACUUUUGGCAGGUUUGUCGGAAAUUGGACGGAUCUUUUUUUUUAAUAUUUCCUACGCAAACGUUAGUUGUUCUCGUGAUACGAUAUUUCGGUCAGUGUAAGGUAUAUACAGUACGUAGCAACUAGAUGUACGCAAACUUCACCAACAAAGAAUUUACCCUUAGUAUUUUUGUGAAUAUGAUUGUGGUUCUUAUUGGGAGGAGAUGCGGACAAUAUGUGAAGAGGCAGCUUGAUUUUUAACAACCGUAAAAAAAUAAAAAGGUAACUGGAUGGUUUCAGUUGUUCAGUAUCACUUUAAGCACAAGAAAAUCAACAAACUGAAGCUUCUAGACAGCAAUGUGUGCAUCGAUCUCGUGACUCAUUGUUUUAGUUAAAGUUUGGAAGUAUAAACAAAUGUUAAUUUGGAAAUGUAAUGUUUGAUGAAAAUAUUUUGUUCUUUUUGAUAGACGUCAGUAAUCAAAAGUAAAAAAUCCAAUGAAAAAAUAUGUAGAAAUACGCAAUCGUAGGAUCCCAGAGUUACAACACAGUAGACUUUUUACAUUUGAGUAAACUCGUUCUCGUAUGACUGGUCAGUUUUUAUACGCCCGUCGGCGUAAAUUAUGUGAACACCCGUGGCGACGGGAAAGCAUAGCCGCUCUUUAAGUCGAACAGUUUUCAUUUGAUCUUUAUCAAACUUACUGACAAUGUUUGUGAGCAUAAUAUCUCGGCCAAGUUCGAUAACCAUCCAAAUCGCCCCUAACACUCUUAGAUUAUGACCCUUGAAUUACUCGAAAAACUGCCAAUUUCGAUCUUCGCCAAACUUGCUGAAUGUUUGUGAGCAUAAUAUCUCGGCCAAGUCCGAUAACUACCCAAAUCGCUCCAGGCAGUCUCGGAUUAUGGCCCUUAAAUUACUCGAAAAACUGCCAAUUCAGCAUUUCCGCUCUCUAAGUCGAACAGUUUUCAUCCGAUCUUCACAAAACUUGCUGACAAUGCUUGAUAACCACCCAAAUCGCCCCAGGCAUUUUUGGAUUAUGGCCUUGAACUUGCGCAACUGGAUAUUUAGGCGGGCGUAUUUUGUGAGUCUGGCACUCUUGUUAAAUAAUGAAAGAAUCCACGAGACAUGUGAUCUUUUUGUUCUUAACUUUAUUAAUCUAACGAAAGAAUUUAUACAACGGAAAGAGGUAAGAAUAGGACCAAAUGAUAAACCAUGGUACGAUUUUACAAUAAGUCGAACUUCAAACGCGACUGACAAAAACUAUUUGCGGUUAAAUCUAAUUAAUGAAAUGUCCGCCUGGAAGUUGUAUAAAGAUAUAGAAAUUAAGGCCGAUCAUCAGAAGAAACACGUAAAACCUCACUGAAUGAUAUUUGUGUUAAUAACGCAUAUCGAAACUGGGAAAAUUGUUAAACUGCUGGUUAAAGUGCGACCUACUUUAUGCAUUGAUGACAUUCUUACAGGAAAAGCGAUUGUUUUAAACCAGUAUUUUAUUUCCGUUUUAUCCGAUGACUGGAUAUAUUUUCUACCAUGUAUGAAAAAGAAUGCAAGAACAAGAAAUAAUUGAUACACUGCAUAUAUAUAAUUUUAUUUUCAUAUGUUUGACGUCGCGAGAUUUUUAACCUUAUUUUAAUGUUAACGUCAUUUUGUGUUUCAGCAGGAAAAGCUUUCAAUUGAUAAAAAGAAUAUUACAUUUAUGUCUUUCCAAACUCGUUGUAUAUAACUGAUAAAAUGCUCGCAUUUUGUUUUAUUAAACUCGUUAAAUAAAUUCAAAAUGAAAAGA
Molecule: messenger RNA, 4905 nt
Organism: Mercenaria mercenaria
Lineage: Eukaryota; Metazoa; Mollusca; Bivalvia; Venerida; Veneridae
Product: slit homolog 3 protein-like
Exons: 3
Coding region: 236-2881 (881 amino acids)
Biological process (GO): toll-like receptor signaling pathway; immune response
Cellular component (GO): membrane; extracellular matrix
Molecular function (GO): protein binding; transmembrane signaling receptor activity
Source: RefSeq, a predicted model, not a curated record